UGGGAUCGUGGUAGAGCGCUCCAGCCGGUGUAGGGUAUACUUUUCUUCUACAAGAUGAGUAACAGUCACCCUCUCCGUCCUUACACAGCGGUAGGGGAAAUUGACCAUGUUCACAUUCUCUCUGAUCAUGUUGGUGUUUUGAUGAAUGGGGAAGAGUACAGCGAUGUUACCUUCAUCGUCGAAAAGAAACGUUUUCCUGCUCACAGAGUGAUUCUGGCAGCGAGGUGUCAGUAUUUCAGAGCACUGCUGUAUGGUGGAAUGCGUGAAUCUCAGCCUGAAGCAGAAAUUCCUCUCCAAGACACCACUGCAGAAGCCUUUACAAUGUUAUUAAAAUAUAUUUACACGGGUCGUGCCACAUUAAGAGAUGAGAAGGAGGAGGUCCUCUUAGACUUCUUGAGUUUGGCUCAUAAAUAUGGAUUCCCUGAACUGGAAGAUUCCACCUCUGAAUAUCUUUGCACUAUUCUUAACAUUCAGAAUGUUUGCAUGACCUAUGAUGUUGCAAGUCUCUACUCACUUCCCAAACUGACCUGUAUGUGCUGCAUGUUUAUGGACAGAAAUGCUCAAGAGGUGCUCGCUAGUGAAGGCUUCCUGUCACUGUCUAAGGCAGCUCUUCUCAGUAUUGUACUGAGAGAUUCAUUUGCAGCUCCUGAAAAGGAUAUUUUCCAAGCCUUGGUGAACUGGUGUAAACACAACCCCAAGGAAAAUCAUGCUGAAAUAAUGCAGGCAGUACGCUUGCCACUGAUGAGCUUGACAGAGCUUUUAAAUGUUGUAAGGCCUUCUGGAUUGCUCUCUCCUGAUGCGAUUUUGGAUGCCAUUAAAGUUCGAUCAGAAAGUCGGGACAUGGACCUCAACUAUAGGGGCAUGUUAAUACCAGGUGAGAACAUUGCCACUAUGAAAUAUGGAGCCCAAGUGGUUAAAGGGGAAUUGAAAUCUGCUUUGUUAGAUGGAGACACGCAAAACUAUGAUUUGGAUCAUGGGUUUUCCCGGCAUCCCAUUGAUGACGACUGCCAUUCUGGUAUUGAAAUUAAAUUAGGUCAACCAUCAAUAAUCAACCACAUACGAAUACUGCUCUGGGACCGUGAUAGCAGAUCUUACUCCUAUUAUAUUGAAGUGUCUAUGGAUGAGCUGGACUGGAUUCGUGUAAUUGAUCACUCCAGAUAUCUUUGUCGGUCAUGGCAAAAACUGUAUUUUCCAGCCCGGGUCUGCAGGUAUAUCAGAAUAGUUGGAACACACAACACAGUGAACAAGGUUUUCCAUAUUGUGGCUUUUGAAUGCAUGUUUACCAACAAAACUUUUACUCUUGAGAAAGGUCUCAUAGACUUCCACAUUGCCCCACAAACUGUUCUGAAGGUCCAGUGCCUCUUUCUGGAAGACAGUAGCCUGCCAAACAGAUAUAAGGCUCUAAGUGCAAAAGGUAUUACUGUUGACUACUUUUUGGACAACACAAUUGGAAAGAGGAAAGUUGUAUUAUUUAUUUCUGCAAAGCCACUUAUAGUGGUAUUAAUGCUGAAAAUAGUCUUGAUUCUUCUCUAUUCUUCUCUAUCGCUGUCUCCGGAUAAAUCUGGUGUAAUGGUUUUUGUUGCUCAUCUGAGUGUCCACUUUAAUUAUUUUAAAGCAAUUGCACUUGUGUCGGGCAGUCUGCUCUUGGAAGUGUUCCACAAGUUCCUUCCCAAAGUCCUACACAUAUUGGAAAUUCCAGUCAGCAGUCAGGGAACAGAAAAACCUGGAUCAAAGUAUCCUAAGGGUUCUACCAGGACUUUCCCACAAGAGUGGGCAAUCCCACUGGGGAUCCUCUUCCCUGUGUUGUUUGAGAGGGUGGUGCAAUCCAAGUGGGAAACCCGAGCCAGGCCAAAGUCAAAUCACCACAUCACUCUGAAAUUUUGUUCCCUGGGGCCAGAUGCUGCUGAGCUCUUCAAUCUUCCAUUGGUGGAUGACGCUGUGUCUACCCUGUACUCCAACACUGUCCUACCAGCGCAGACAGGCUGGCCAGGGAGGGACCCUUGUGACAGAAAAAUUGAGCAGGCGCUACAAAAAGAUUUUGAUGCCUUGACCGCCUUAAGAGUGGCCACUGCAUGCACAUUGUUUGCCAGGGCUGCCUAUUCACGGACAUCAGACCUUUCAGCAGCCAAUAGCAAUGUACCUAAAGGGCUGAAAGAUGACUUGAAAAAGAUUACCUUGGCAGUGGCCUUCUCGGCAGACAACUCCUUGGAUGCCAUCCAGCUGUCUGCCAGGACCAUGGCAGCAAACGUAACUGUCAGGAAGAAUAUGUGGCUUCAUAGUUGGAAAGUAAAUCCAUCUGUGCGGGCAAAAGGUGGAUCUAAUAGCCAAGAGACAGUGCAAGCUGGUUCAGCCCCCGGUACUGCUGUUACAGGACCUCUUGUGGUAGACAGAUCACAGCAGGUUCCUGGAGGGGGCUCCUCUAAGGGAACUGAAGAGGAUGCUCAUGAUUUCAGAUUUGCCCAUGCAGAAUACGUUCUAGCCCAGACACUUUGUGGUGCAAUCGUAGUACAGCUGGCACAACCUUACAUGAUUGGAUCAAUUCGGUUACUUCUCUGGGAUUGUGAUGACAGAAGCUACAGCUACUACAUAGAAGUUUCUACUAAUCAGCAGCAGUGGACCAUGGUGGCUGACAGAACAAAGAUUUCCUGCAAAUCUUGGCAAGCUAUAUGUUUUGACAGACAACCAGCAUCUUUUAUCAGAAUCGUUGGAACUCACAACACAGCUAAUGAGGUGUUUCACUGCGUUCAUUUUGAGUGUCCAGCCCAAACUGCUGCCCACAAAGAAGAAGCUAGUGAAGAUGAUGUGGGCACAGGUGGUCAGCAGCUAGCAUCCCGUCCAUCUCAAGCUUCAAGCACCAGUUCUGUGCACUUCUUCCCAGGAGCCACCUCGCACUCCUAGGCCUACCAACUAUAA
Molecule: messenger RNA, 2913 nt
Organism: Gekko japonicus
Lineage: Eukaryota; Metazoa; Chordata; Lepidosauria; Squamata; Gekkonidae
Gene: BTBD9
Product: BTB (POZ) domain containing 9
Exons: 17
Biological process (GO): adult locomotory behavior; modulation of chemical synaptic transmission; circadian behavior
Molecular function (GO): protein binding
Source: RefSeq, a predicted model, not a curated record